Meloidogyne enterolobii is the source of this 389-nucleotide messenger RNA. The record is from the annotation of a GenBank genome assembly. Lineage: Eukaryota; Metazoa; Nematoda; Chromadorea; Rhabditida; Meloidogynidae.
AUGGAAAAUGUUACUGCCUAUAUUGAUGAUAUACUCGUACAUUCAGAGGAUUUUGAGUCACAUAUAGAGACAUUGACCAAUGUUUUUAAUCGCUUAGAGAAAGCAGGCUUGAAAUUAAAAGCUGAUAAAUGUAGAUUUUUGGAAAAUAAAUGUAUAUAAUUAGGCCAUGAACUGAAUAAAGACGGGUAUAAACCUUCAUUAACAAAUUGUGAAGCAAUAACUAAUUUUCCUAUCCCUUCUAACACGAAGGAGGUGAAGAGAUUUCUAGGAUUAACGUCCUUUUUUAGGAAAUUUAUCUCGAACUUUGCUUCAAUUGCAUGGCCGUUAAAUAACUUAACGAGAGGUAAUGAAAAGAAAUUUGAAUGGGGAGAAAAGGAAGAAAAUGCAUU